AUGGGAUCUGUUGGAGCUCAGAUCGUAUGUGUGGCCCUCGGGGUCCUCGGCCUGAUCGGGGCCAUCGUAUGCUGCGUUGUCCCUCGCUGGAAGGUCUCCUCUUUCACAGGAUCCAACAUUGUGACUGCACAGAGCAGUCAGGAGGGCCUGUGGAUGACCUGCGUGGUGCAGAGUACUGGCCAGCAGCAGUGCAAGAACUACGAAUCCCUGCUGGUGUUGUCCUCUGACCUGCAGGCCGCCCGUGCCAUGACCAUCAUCAGCUGCAUGCUCAGCUGCCUCAGCCUCCUCAUCCUGUUCUGCGGGGCCGACUUCACCACCUGCGUGGAGAACGAAGACGCCAAGCCCAAGAUCAGCCUGGUGGCCGGGGUGGGCCUGCUGCUGGCCGGCCUCCUGGUGAUCAUCCCCGUCAGCUGGUCUGCACACAUUGUUGUGCGAAACUUCAACAAUCCCCUGGUGGCUUCCUCCCAGAAGAGGGAGCUGGGAGCGUGUAUCUUUGUGGGCUGGGGGGCCGGCGUGCUGCUCCUUCUGGGUGGAGGUCUGCUCUGCUGCUUCAGCAGGCCCAACUCCGGCAGCUCAGGGGGAACCGCCAAGUACUACAGCAACAGCGCCUCUGCCCCUAACAAAAACUACGUGUAG
Xiphias gladius (swordfish) is the source of this 636-nucleotide messenger RNA. It is a transcript of the gene cldni, whose product is annotated as claudin i. The transcript is spliced from 2 exons. Gene Ontology annotation, biological process: cell adhesion; bicellular tight junction assembly. Lineage: Eukaryota; Metazoa; Chordata; Actinopteri; Istiophoriformes; Xiphiidae. Gene Ontology annotation, molecular function: structural molecule activity. The coding region runs from base 1 to 636 and encodes 211 amino acids. The record is from RefSeq and is a predicted model, not a curated record. Gene Ontology annotation, cellular component: bicellular tight junction; plasma membrane.